Molecule: messenger RNA, 4391 nt
Organism: Porites lobata
Lineage: Eukaryota; Metazoa; Cnidaria; Anthozoa; Scleractinia; Poritidae
Source: the annotation of a GenBank genome assembly
GUCACACAAGAACAACACGAGAACAACAUUAGCUAACAUUAGUGUUUUGUUGGAGAUUGAUUUGUGGUAGUUUAGCCUUGCGGUGAUUUUGGAUCAUAGAUGGAUAAGAAAACAAGAUAUAAAGAAGCAGGUGGAGCGAGCAGUGAUGAAGACGAAGCUUUCGAAAGCGCAGAUGAAGGAGAGGAAGGCUCCAAAAGUUCGAGACCGUCAUUCGCCACGUCAGCUGGAGAUGAUUCCUCAAAUUCCACGUCGAAAGAACUGGUUGGCAAGAAUGAUACGUCAGAAAAACCUCUGGCUAUUUCAGCGAGCGAUAAGAAUUUGGAAACAACAGAACUAGAUAAGGAGGUCCCUAAAAUGGCCGAAAACGUGGCAGAAGAAACGAAGGCAGCUGAGGAUACUGCUGAGGAUAUCCCCAGCGUUGUUACGGAAAGCUCUCCAAAAGAUGUGUCUGGUAACAGCGAAGAGGGAAAUAAGGAAGAAACUGACAGCAGUUCAAUUAAAGACACCGAGGAUGAAAAAAGAGAUUCUGAAAUUGAGAAAAAGAAUGAACAGAAACAAGAAAGUGGUGAAGAGAAAUCAUCUACGACUGGGAUGGAACAAGCAGAGGAAAGUUCAGCCGGAAGAGAUAGUCAAGGACAAAAUGAGCAAUCGUCUGCUGUAUUAGACCAAAAACCUUUUAAAGAAAAUGUGGAAUCAUACACCAGUUCAGCCAGUGAUAUUGAACCUAUCAGGUACUCUGUGCUUGUGUGAACAUGACGCUUAACUUUGUUGUACAUAAUAAAAUAUUGCAUGGUGGAUGGGUGGUGGUGGUGGGGGGGUGGGGUGCUAUUUUCACCAAUAGACCACUAUUUUCCACUAUUUCCUUUACCUAUACUUUUAUAUAUCAAUGAAAUGAUGUCAAAAUGUUCAAAACAGAAGUAGAACCACCUGCCAUAGAUGUCUUGACUAGUUUAUCAUCAAAGUUUUGAACAUUGUAAAGUACAACAACCAACCAUUUAUUUGGGAGCCAUGUUAAAAAAUGUUUACAUAAACAGAAUAAAUUGAAGUAGAUCAGGCAAGGUGAAGUCAUCUUAUAUUUAAGCUGUUGACUAAUAAGCGUGCAAGAAUUUAGGCAUCCUUCUGAUGAAAAGUUACCGCAUACAUCACCAACAAUUUGAAGUCUGUCCCAUUCGAAUGCCGUAACUUUUUAAAAAUAUUUUUGUUGUACAGCUCAACACAGAAGCCAGCUAAAGAGACUUCUUCUUCCAGUGGGGGCUGGGGAUGGGGUGGAUGGGCUUCAGUACUGUCCCAAGCCACAGCCUCUGUGACGUCAGGUCUGUCUUCCGUUAUCGAGACAGUAGAGACCUCAUUAGGUGUUCCUGACCCUGAAGAAAUGGCACGUAAAGUAAGGGAAGAAGAACAGGCAGUGAAAGAGAAAGCACAGGAGAAAAGAAAACAAGAUGAAACCGUUGUGGAAAGUAACAAUGAAAAUGUGAAUAAAGAUGCCGCAUCAGGUGGGUAUAGACAAAAUAAUGUGAAUGAAAAAAAAUAUAUUUGACUGAAGUUGAGCGCAAGACAUUCUCAUUAACAGCAGUCCAUUGGGAAGCAAAAUAAAAACCUAUGCUGAAACAAAGAAUAAUCUGUUUUCCCCUUAAUUUUUAGCAUUUAGCCAUGCUAGUUACAAAGGUUAUCUUCUUACUAUUAUUUGAAAUACUGUUACGGUAUAUUUGGAGUCUUGCAGUGUCCUAUUUUUUGACCACUUGCUGGAAUUAUACAUUCAUGGUGUUUUAUGUUGUUAAUUUUUGGGUAUAAGAUCUGUUUUCAUUUGCUUUUAGUAGCAAGCAGGGACUGUUAUCUGAAACCACUUGCUCUUUCACAGGGCAACUGGGAAGGAGUUUGUUCCCAGCGAGUAAACUGGUUACUAUACCUACAUGCAUCUCUCUAGUCGGCGAUUUCUUCUAGAAUUAGUCGUAAGUAAAAUGUAUUUUCUGUUUUUUUAAGCAGCUGGUGAAUCGUUCUUUUCUGGAUUUGGUGUAUCAAGUUUAACAAGUGUAGUGCAGAAUACUGGGAAAGAGUUAAUGUCAGGCGGACUUGAUGCCUUAGAGUUUAUUGGUAAAAAGACAAUGGAUGUUCUUGCUGAAGGAGAUCCUGGAUUGAGACAAAAAAGGGAAAAACUUACAGGCAAAGGACCAUCCCUGUCCCAGGUAUUACUUUUUCUAUUUUACCAGCAAUCAUAUGCAACACUUAGUAUUGCAGAGAGCUAUUUUUUUAUUGCAAGAACAUACUAUUAUUGGUAUUGAAAUUUAAUGUUUAAUGCAUUCAUGUUUCAAAAGAAUAAGAAUGAAGUAGGAAAUUAAUAUUAAAUAUAACUACAAAAACGGUUGGCUUUGUUGGCUGAAUUGCAUUCAAUCUGGAGACUGAUCUUUUGAAUGCAAGCCCUCUGAACCAUUAGUUAUCAACUCACUAGGUAAACGCGUUAAGACAAAUUCUCAUAUUUGUGAAGGUGAUUCCCUAGUAAAGGACCCUUACAUAGAUUUUUGAUGAAACUUGGUUGACUGAUUUGACAAGUUAACAUGUAGUAAUAAGUGGUGAUCACUGCUCAUGUUCAUGGUACAAUGCCAGAAUUCCUUCGUCUCCUAUAAAUAAUAAUAGGAAAUAUCAAUGGAAAUUCUGGAUCAAACGGGGGGUGCUGUACUGAAUUAACCUGAGAAUGGAUUUCACCUUAAUUUUUCCUAAAUUUUUUACCAUCUUAUAUGUGAUCUCAGAUUUUAAAGGAGGCAAGGGAAGAGUCAGAACAAAAAGCAGCAGCAUCUGAAGGGGGACCUGAGAAGACCACACCCACUGUGGACCUGUUGAGUGAGUUUGACAAGUUCCAAGGACUUGCUCAUUUGGAAGCACUAGAGAUGUUGUCGCGUGACAGUGAGGUUAAGGUGAGUGUUAGAAUAUCAUAAAAGUUAGCUUGAUUGACAGAUGUAAAAAGACGAAGAGGGAUGCUGAUGACAGCAAGGAGCACUCAAAGGGCGAGAAGCAAGAAGUUUUUUUGUCCUAUCUCCUCACCGAUGACCAAUAGGCAACUUUCAAUAUAUUAAAAUUCACCAUGAUAGCAAGUUUUAGAGGACACAAGCAAAGAAAAUGAAUAAACAUGAGUAAUCAUGGUUUGUUCAUUUUCUUUGCUUGUGUCCUCUAAGACUCGCUAACAUGCUGAAUUUUGAUAUAUCGAAAGUGACCUAUUCUCAUUAUUCCUCAUCUUCUCUGUUCUCUUGUAAGACCUGCCACUCACUGUACUUCUACUCAUAGCAAAAACAGACAAGCUGAUAAGCCAAUUAGACAAUAAUAAUCAUUGGAAUGCCCAGCAAACAUAAGUGGGGUAACUCGGACGAGCAAACAUUGGCAAUUGACUUUUGAUUGGUUGAAUAAGUGGGGCAAGUUCUGUUAACUGCACACAAAGCAUGAUAAUGCUUAAGUGUAACUUAUGUGCAUAAUUUUUAUGCGACAACUGUAACAAGGUCAUUGUGUUUUGUUGUCAGCUGGAGUCUCACAUCAUCGAUUUAACAGAGGAGGAACUUGCUGCAGUCAAACCUCUGCUACGAGCUGUGGAGGAAGUUUUUCACAUUGACGAAAACGAUGGUGAUGAUGAUCUCACUGAGGGAGAAUUCAAAUCUGAAGUUGUAGAAAACAUCAAAUCCCUCAAUUUACCUUUAUCAGCAGACAAAAUAUUAGCCUGUCAGGAAAAAGCACGGGCAUGGAUAACAACAUGUGUACAGGAACAAGACAGCACACCCGGAAGCAAAGAAGGACUGGAAAUCUAUAGCAAAGCAGUGUCUAGUAUGGCGGAGCUUACAGCACGCUCUGUUGAACUGUUUCAUAAGUUUACUGAACUUUUACUUCAUAAAGUAGAACAGCCCGCACAAACAUCGUCUUUAGUGCGGGCACAGUGCAUGCGUAAGAUGACAGAGACAGUUUUGGAGGAGAUUUCUGCACAGGCUACACACUUUGCUGGUUGUUUGAAUACCGCUGCUGAUGACUCAGAUAACCCAGACUCAGUAAAUUCACUGAUAACGACUUUGUAUCUUGAUUCAUCCACUAGUGCAGACUAUCUGCGGAACUCUCUCAAACUUCUGCGACCAGUAUUGCAGCUUUCAUCACUAAAUGAGAAGGACGCGUCGUGAUAAAUUAUAUAGAUGGCUCUAAUACUACGGAACCACGCCCUUAAGUAAAACUAACCUUUCCAGCUCUAGCGCAUUUUUUCUGAAUCAUGAUAAAGCUAACCUUCUCCUUUUCACGGCUGUCAUGAUCUAGUUAGUUGAUUGCUAAAACCCACUUGUGUGGGAUAUUGUGAGAGGUGUAUGAAGGAAUGGGCUGGUGGAGGGUAAAAUGGAUGGCAAGAGGAUGAAAUAUCAAGCUCAAUAAAG